AUGGCCGAGCCAACAUACACCAUUUUCGUCCGGGUCCCCAUGGCCCGUGGUGACUUCGUCGAUCCGCCACCGGUAAACUGGGACUCCGUCAAAGAUGAAGCAUUAUGGAAGAUCCUCUCCGGAGCUGCGAAAAAGCAGAUAGACUGGGACGAAGUCGCCGAUCGCUUCGAAGUUCCCGUCGAUUUCCUCCUCCAACAAGUAGCGUACCUUACCGAACGACAUGCUUCGCAGGUCCGCGCUCAAGUUCGAAAAGCUACCGCCGCUGUCCGUGGCUCAGUGCAGUCACCCGUUCCAGGCGCCGACUCCGCCGGACCCGGUCAUCAACGAACACAUUCAGCCUUAUCCAUCCGAAAAGACUCACCCAUGCCGCGCGCUGAGGCAGGAAGUGGUACUGGUACUCCUCUCAACGCAUCAAUACGACCGGUUGUAUCGCGGAAUCAGUCGACGAAUACUACAGUCCUGAGAGACAUGACCGGAGGCUCAGCUUCUCCUCGACCUGGAACAGGGUUUGUUUCGCGGACCGGUGAACGACGUCGUCUUUCAUCCUUACCAAUAUCAUCAGUCCCCCCCCACAGAUCACCCGAUAGAGAAGCCCAACCGGAGCCAGCGCCAGAUGAACGAAGCCCGUCGCCAGGCCCAGCUGAGGACAGUUCACCAACAUCGUCAGAGGACGAGUCUAGCCCCGCUCAAUCUCGCAUCAUUCGUCGGCCUCCUCGGUUUCAGCAACCUGAUGGAGGACAAUACGAGGAUGACGACGAUGACGAAUCAGAGCCUGCGUUUCAACCUUAUACAUCUCCUUCCAACAAGACUUCGGCACAGGACCUCGGCUCAACGCUAAGGGGAGAUGGGCGCAGCUCUGGCAAAAGGCAUCACAGGCCUCACGGAAAGUCCGCCAUUCAUCAAUCUCACACAUCAGACUCGUCAGCCAGCUCUGCGGCCAUGGUACAGAAACCGGAUAAGUCAGAUAAAACGACGGAGCAGCGGACGCCCGGACCUCUCUCACCACGCCGAACUGCAGAGCUGGCGGGACGUAGCCCGGGCAAUCAAAACAAGGGUUACUCACGCGAAGGUAGCGACGGAACGCCUAGUAUGGGUAGUAGUUAUAGUGAUCUUGACGACGCCUCAGUUACACAGUCUGCAUUAGAGGAGGCAUUGGCCAGUCAUAUGAACAGAGGCGCAGGAAGCCGCUUCAGCAUCAGCCAGGCUUUUCGCAGCCGUUACAAUCCUGGUCCCAACCAAAGUUGGUCGGGUCUCCCCAAGGAUGUCUCCUUUCCGAGAGAUCUCGCCGGCCUUGGUUAUUUCGUGAAUGAUGACGACGAGGUCCGAUCUAUCGAGGAUCCGGAGUGUUACUACAAGUUCUUCAGCAGCAAGAACGCUCGCGUCAAUGAGCGCCAGCGUUUCCACUUCAACAUGGCUCUGGAAGAUAUAGUCCAUGAUCGCCUCGAGAAAGAAGGCCUCAAGAAAUACCACCUUUUGCCCGAGCACAAACGGCAAUCCCCCGUCUUCCUCACUCCCAACAUUGCCGAAACUACCCGCAUCGUCGUUGUCCUAGGUGAACCAACUAAAGAUUUAGGAUGGAUUGCUGGCCGCGUUGCAAAUGGGCCUGGUGGCCUUGCGAAAGGAACCAUGAUCUCUGUUGUUCAGGCACUUGCUACCCAGGCUGCCAGCCCCGAUGAUCCGGAACCUCCCUGCAUUAUCCUGGCCAACAUGGGCCAGCGAUUCUGGUGGCCUGAAGAACAGCGUGCUCUCACCAUAGAAGCAUCCGCUGAUGUUGAACUUCCCAGUUUGGUGCACUCUGGACGCCGUUUCAUCAAGGAACUCAAUGAGAUCCCUGGAAGCGAGACGCCUUUGGCACACAUGACGACUGUGCUCAACAAGGUUCUUGAAGUCAACAAGAAUGCCAAGGUCGACAUAAUUGCUAUUGGGCAAAGCUGUGAGGUUGCCUUGCAGUUCUUCGAGAACGAGAAGCACUGGGCGCAAUGGGGUGAGCGACUAGGAGGCAUGCUCUUCAUGGGUACUGUUUUCCCAACAGAUUUGCUCGUCAAUGCUGAAUUCAAAGAGUUCCUAGCAAAGCGCACUCGUGGCUAUCUCAUUUCAGAGGAGCCUCUCGACACUCCCCUAGCCAUGCCCGGAGGAAACCCAUCACUCCUGAUUGAACCCCUUGGCUGCCCCUGCUUCUCUAGCGGAGAAGGCCAGUUCAUCGAAACCAUCCUCAUCAAGGCUCUCGAACCAGCCCUUGCUUACCUGCAAGAAGUGGCUCUUACUCCUAACUUUGUCAACCCUGACAUGGCUGUCGCAGAGCGUCAUCCAACCGACAUCACAGACGAGAAAUGGAGUGAAAUGCCAGAGGAGGUCAAGCCAGAGGUCACCAGCGUUGACCCCGAGAAGAUGAAGGAAGCAAUUAAGCAGAUGAGACGCUGGAAGAAGUUUACGGAGACUGGCGAGGCACCUGAUGAAGAUUCUGAUGACGAGGACUGA
Messenger RNA from Fusarium subglutinans, 2478 nucleotides. RefSeq names its product Arb2 domain protein. Gene Ontology annotation, cellular component: phagophore assembly site. Bases 1 to 2478 code for a protein of 825 amino acids. Lineage: Eukaryota; Fungi; Ascomycota; Sordariomycetes; Hypocreales; Nectriaceae. The transcript has 9 exons. The record is from RefSeq and is a predicted model, not a curated record. Gene Ontology annotation, biological process: autophagosome assembly.